Messenger RNA from Diabrotica balteata, 1717 nucleotides. The record is from the annotation of a GenBank genome assembly. Lineage: Eukaryota; Metazoa; Arthropoda; Insecta; Coleoptera; Chrysomelidae.
UUAACGCUUUAGCGAAACAUCGAUGCAAGUCGAUCAAACACGUUCGGAAUACCAAUAUUUACCCAUUGACUUUAGAAAGUAAAACGGCUUUCUGCAUAUUUAUUGGAAUAGGAGUGAAUUGUGCGUUUCGAGUUUUUUAAUAAUGUGUGCCGCGGUUGUUAUUGACAGUGUUAAAAAACCAAGCAGCUGGCUUGGAGUUCGACACAUUCAAUAUGUAAUGCUUUUCGUAGUUGUUAAUAUAUGUUAUGCUGUCAGAUCAAUACUGAGUAUUGCGAUUUUUGCCAUGACAGCAGAGGAUCCCCCGGAUAAAAGUAUACCGACUUAUCCAGAAUGGCUACCUUACAAGAACAUAAUGUUAUCUUCAUUCUUCUGGGGAUACGUAUGUUUGCAGAUUUUUGCGGGUGUGCUAAUCAAACAUUAUGGUCCGAAAUGGUUCCUAGGAGGAGCCAUUUUUAUAGGCUGUCUGUUUUGUUGCAUGAUUCCUGUACUUGGAGCUUGGAUGGGGUACGGUGGUGUCAUAUUGUGUAGAAUCGUCACUGGAUUGACUCAGGGUUUCCUCUUUCCAAGCAUCCACUGCCUAUUGAGCUCGUGGACACCGUUGCAAGAUAGGGCUAAAUUUGGAACUUUUGUUUAUGCAGGUGGUCCAUUGGGAAAUGUCAUUUCCAUGCCAAUAGCGGGCUUCAUAUCGAACUCACACUUGGGCUGGCCAACAGUUUUCUACUUGUUUGGAGCCUUGGGUAUAGCUUGGUCAGUGGUGUGGUGUAUUAUCGGAUCAGACUCUCCUUCUAAACACAAGUCGAUAUCUGAGGAGGAAGUACAAUACAUCGAACAAAAUAUGGAUCCACGAGACAAAGAUGAAAAGGUAGAACCCACUCCAUGGAAAGCGAUUUUGACGUCUCUACCAGUUUGGGCGAUUUUAAUCUCACACUGCGGCCAAAACUUCGGCUUCUGGACUCUUCUCACAGAAAUUCCUUCGUAUAUGAAUCACAUUCUAAAUUUCGACCUGAAGUCGAAUAGCACACUUUCUUCGUUGCCUUACUUAACGAAUUGGAUAUUGAGUCUGUUCAUGAGCCCUAUAGCAGACUUUAUAAUAAUUAAGAAAUAUGCCAACGUGGGACAGAGUAGGAAAAUAUUCAACACGAUAGGCUUGUGGAUCCCAGCUUUGGCUCUGAUCUCUCUAACAUUUGUGGACCGUGACAAUAGAGUUGCAGCUAUUAUAUUGUUAACAAUUGCAGUAGGAUUCAACUCUGCUGUUUAUUCUGGCUACAACGUCAACCACUUAGAUAUAUCUCCAGUCCAUGCAGGAACUUUGAUGGCCUUGACAAAUUCCGUGUCGAAUAUUUUCUCCCUAAUUUCUCCAUUAGUUGUAGACGCAAUUAUAGCCGUAACAGGAUACCAAGAGACUCAAAAGCAAUUAUGGACAUUCGUUUUCUGUAUAGCAGCAGGUAUCUACAUCCUAUCAGGUUCUUUCUAUGACAUAUUUGCAUCUGGAGAAGUCCAAUCGUGGAAUACCUCCAGAACGUCUUCUGUGGAUCCUGAAAGUCAAAAGCCAGAGAAGCAGUACGAAGCUGAAGUAUUUGAAGACAUUCAACUUGGAAAAGUUGAAAACGGAAUAUAAGUGAUCGAUAAUUUAUUAUUUUGUAAAUUAUUUUGUAAAUUAUAUUUAAUGUUUUGUUAUUGUAAAUAAAUUGAUCCGUUUAAGGAUGUUAAAAAAGAU